AUGGUCGCCUCCGUUCUCCGCCGUUUUAUUCCCGCGCGAGUCGCGAACACAGGCUCCCAACAGCGCGACCACCAUGCCAACGAGCGUACCUUUCUCUCGUGGACGCGCGCCGGCCUCGGCUUCGCAGCUAUGGCACUGGCCUUGGAUCGACUAGAGGCUAUUGACCGGGUCCUCUGCUCUAAAUUUAAUCUGGGGCCUCUUGCUUCCUCUAUCCCGGCGCAACUGGAAGAGAUGGCUGCGAACCAGAGAAACCAGGGCCAGGGCCAGGUUCAAAAUCAAAGUCAGAAUCAAAAUCAAAGUUCAGAGGCUCGCUCUGCGGCUUCUCAAACAGGGCAACAUAUGUCCAGUCAUCUUAUGGGUGGCGUUUCGCCGGCGAGACUAUGCCAGGUACUUGGUGUGUGGUCGCUGGGCUAUGGGUUCUUUCGAUACUGGUCCAUGAGACGGUAUCUUCUCGUGGGAAAAUUUGUUCCGGCCUUUUGGGGACCGGUAUUUAUGACAUGUGGAAGCUUUGGCGCGUUCAUGGCUUUGGGUUUGCAGGUAGAUCGGAAGGCGUUCCUUGUGAAUAUUUGA
Penicillium longicatenatum is the source of this 570-nucleotide messenger RNA. RefSeq lists its product as uncharacterized. Bases 1 to 570 code for a protein of 189 amino acids. NCBI's taxonomy places the organism in Eukaryota, Fungi, Ascomycota, Eurotiomycetes, Eurotiales, Aspergillaceae. The transcript has a single exon. The record is from RefSeq and is a predicted model, not a curated record.